Molecule: messenger RNA, 2877 nt
Organism: Panthera uncia (snow leopard)
Lineage: Eukaryota; Metazoa; Chordata; Mammalia; Carnivora; Felidae
Gene: LCK
Product: LCK proto-oncogene, Src family tyrosine kinase
Exons: 13
Coding region: 146-1675 (509 amino acids)
Biological process (GO): B cell receptor signaling pathway; T cell differentiation; cell surface receptor protein tyrosine kinase signaling pathway
Cellular component (GO): extrinsic component of cytoplasmic side of plasma membrane
Molecular function (GO): signaling receptor binding; non-membrane spanning protein tyrosine kinase activity; ATP binding
Source: RefSeq, a predicted model, not a curated record
GCAGGAAGUCAGGGUGGGACGUGGGCGCGCUAAGACAGGCGGUGGCUACCUCGGCAAGGGGAGCUGAAACUGUGUGUGAGCUACCAGGCUAGGCCAGGAGGACCAUGUGAAUGGGGCUGGAGGGCUCCUGGGCUGGGCAGGGACCAUGGGCUGUAGCUGCAGCUCAAACCCUGAAGAUGACUGGAUGGAAAACAUCGAUGUGUGCGAGAACUGCCAUUACCCGAUAAUCCCACUGGAUGGCAAGGCCACGCUGCCCAUGCGGAAUGGCUCUGAUGUGAGGGAUCCACUAGUUACCUACGAAGGCUCCAAUCCCCCAGCCUCACCAUUGCAAGACAACCUGGUUAUCGCUCUGCACAGCUACGAGCCCUCUCACGAUGGAGACCUGGGCUUCGAGAAGGGUGAACAGCUCCGUAUCCUGGAGCAGAGCGGCGAGUGGUGGAAGGCGCAGUCCCUGACCACAGGCCAGGAAGGUUUCAUCCCCUUCAACUUCGUGGCCAAAGCGAACAGCCUGGAGCCCGAACCCUGGUUCUUCAAGAACCUGAGCCGCAAGGACGCGGAACGGCAGCUCCUGGCGCCCGGGAACACGCACGGCUCCUUUCUGAUCCGGGAGAGCGAGAGCACCGCGGGAUCGUUUUCACUGUCCGUGCGGGACUUCGACCAGAACCAGGGAGAGGUGGUGAAACAUUACAAGAUCCGUAACCUGGACAAAGGCGGCUUCUACAUCUCCCCCCGCAUCACUUUUCCUGGCCUGCACGAGCUGGUCCGCCAUUACACCAAUGCUUCGGACGGGCUGUGCACGCGGUUGAGUCGCCCCUGCCAGACCCAGAAGCCCCAGAAGCCUUGGUGGGAGGACGAGUGGGAGGUUCCCAGGGAGACGCUGAAGCUGGUGGAGCGGCUGGGGGCUGGCCAGUUCGGGGAGGUGUGGAUGGGGUACUACAACGGGCACACAAAGGUGGCAGUGAAGAGCCUGAAGCAGGGCAGCAUGUCCCCCGACGCCUUCCUGGCCGAGGCCAACCUCAUGAAGCAGCUACAACACCAGAGGCUGGUCCGGCUCUACGCGGUGGUCACCCAGGAGCCCAUCUACAUCAUCACGGAAUACAUGGAGAAUGGGAGCCUGGUGGAUUUCCUCAAGACCCCUCCAGGCAUCAAGUUGACCAUCAACAAACUCUUGGACAUGGCAGCCCAAAUUGCAGAGGGCAUGGCAUUCAUUGAAGAACGGAAUUACAUCCACCGUGACCUGAGGGCUGCCAACAUCCUGGUGUCGGACACCCUGAGCUGCAAGAUUGCAGACUUUGGCCUAGCGCGCCUCAUUGAGGACAAUGAGUACACAGCCAGGGAGGGGGCCAAGUUUCCCAUUAAGUGGACAGCACCAGAAGCCAUUAACUACGGGACAUUCACCAUCAAGUCGGACGUGUGGUCUUUUGGGAUCCUACUGACGGAGAUUGUCACCCAUGGCCGCAUCCCUUACCCAGGGAUGACCAAUCCUGAGGUGAUUCAGAACCUGGAGCGAGGCUACCGCAUGGUGCGACCUGACAACUGCCCAGAGGAGCUAUACCACCUCAUGAUGCUGUGCUGGAAGGAGCGGCCAGAGGAACGGCCCACCUUUGACUACCUGCGCAGUGUGCUGGAGGACUUCUUCACGGCCACAGAGGGCCAGUACCAGCCCCAGCCCUGAGAGGCCUAGCUGGCCGGGGCCUGGAGCCCUACCUCCAUCUAGUCAACCUGGCUGGGGGAGAUGCAGUUCUUGUGUCUUACCCAUGUGGCCUAUGCACAUAUGGACUCUGCAUGUGAAUCCCAUCCCCCGUGUGGCACAUAUACUUCUUGUGUCUUAUACACGGGUUCUGUAGUUGUGUGGGCUCUGCACAUGUGUCUUGUACAUGUGUGGCAUGUGCAUAUAUGACUUGGACACCCAUUCAAGUUGUCCCUUUGUGGGUCCUUCUACCUCCCAAGACCACCGGAGAGAAGGGAGACGCCUGUGAUUGAUACCAGCUUCUGCCCACCCCCCUUUCCUUUCCCCUAGCCAUCAAGAAACUCCUUGAAGGCUGGGACCUUAUCUAAUACCUCUGUGUGCUCCUCCUUGGUGCCUGGCACACAUUAGGAGCUCAAUAAAUGACUCUCUGUUGACGAAGACUGUACAUCUCUCAGCUCCCUACUCCCAUCUCCUCUUCCUUGGGCGGGAGGAGUGGGGGUUCAAAAGAUGGAAAGUAAGUCACCCUGAAUUGGGGUGAAAGAUGGGAUGAGGGGAUGUCUGAACUUUUUUCAGCCCUGCUGAUUUGGGGGGGCCAAGAGGAAGUUCUUACACUUUGCUGUAUGGGCUUUGUGAACUCCUUCAACCCCACCCCUACCCCAAAGGAUUAAGUGUGAACCCCUGCGCAGAACCUCCUAGGGAGUGGGUGUGUCCCAGGACCCUCCCCUUCCAUUAUGUAAGGGCAAUAGCUUUUUUUACAAUUACUGAUUCUGGGGCUAGAUUUGUACUCAAAUAUGUUUUGGUUCACGUUCAAGAUGUUUUUGAACACUGAAUUAAUUUACUCAUUUGGCAAAUAUUUAUUGGACAUCUACUGUGUACCAGGCAUGGUUCUGGGUCCAUAGAAUAUACAAUAGAUUAAACAAAAUCUCUGUCCUUAUGGAGCUUACAUUCUAGUAAGGGAAGACAGACAAUAAACAUCACCAAGAGUAAAUGAUACGGUAUGGUGCUGAGUGCUAAGGGGAAAAUAAAACAGGGUAAGGGAAAUUAGGAAUGUCAUCGCUGGGGGAGGUUUUCAAUUUUAAACAGGGUGGUCUGGGAAGGCCUCAUUGAGAAGGUGACUUUUGAGCAAAUAUUUGAAGGAAAUGAGGGAGCAAGCCACAAGGUAUGGGGCAGGAGCAGAGGGGGAUGAG